UCGCCGCACUCACACCCAUCUGAGCUUGUCGAUCCACGCCACCCCCGCCGGCCACGAUCUCGGGGUCUACAGCAUCCCCAGAUCCUGUAAAGAGUGUGCAUAACAACGCAGAGCGUUGUAGUAACACCUAAAGUCUCCCUGCAGUCUCGAUAUCCGACGUUACAGGGAGUCAUGUUGCUGUGCAUUCUCAAACGCGCAACAACUGCGCCAUGGUACGAACUGUACGGCAAGCAAUUCCGGCGGAACCUUGGCUUGAUCGAUUUCAAUGCGAGCUCCUCCUCAAAGUCAAACCCGUCCGAAGGCCUGCCUCCAUCUCCUCACAUUGUACCGAUCCUGCGCACACAAGUCCUCGUGCCCAUCGUGAUGCCCGGUUUUGUAUCACACGUCAUCUCGGAUAGUCAACGACCCUCAGCGCUCCUGCCAAAUCGGCUGACCCAGCUGAUCGGAUUCGGCCUAGCAUGCGACGAACCUCCCAACGGCACAAGUGCCGAAUCCCCGUUCGUGAGCCUAUUCGACGAGGCUUUCGAAGACAUUGAAUCUCCUUUCGUGUACGCUACCGGCAUGGCCUUCGAUCAACUCAAUUCGGCAGUGCCACAUGCGCAAGAGCUUCAAGGUCUCAAAGAGAGAAUCAGGAUACAGACGGAGGGGAUCGAGAAGCUCACGGCCGAGCACGGGAAAGUCAAGGAAGAGCGUCGGAAGCUCGACAUUCACUUGCAGGAGGUCCUGGAUUCCAACGACGAGUCACUCAAGAGGGUCGACAUGCUUGUGCAAGCCGGCGUCACCUUACCACGUUGGGUUAUGGAACUUGCAGAGGAGCUUCGCAACGACAAAGUUCAGCUCCAAGCGGAGUUGAAUGCUGCGUAUGGAAAGGAGUCGGACACGGACGCUGUCCGGCAGGGAGAGUUGGCUGCUGCAGGAAUCCUACCAGGUCUCCACAGCGCGUUCAGGCGGCGGAUGCGUAAGGGAAGCGGAGAGCAGUCCAGGUGUGCGUGUACGGGUCGCCUUCUCGAAUUCCCCAUCGAAGGGUACAUGAACUCGAGCAAGCUCAAAUACCUAAUCAUCGAUGAGGCCGACCGCAUAACUAACGACUUUGGACAUCGCAUCUCGGAGUUCCAAGCUAAUGCGACUUUCAAGAUCAUCGCUUUCUCUGCCACGUCCAACUCUGCCAGCGAGCCGCGGCUACCACUGGCAGAGCGUCGGUCAGACGACUCCGUUGGACAUUGCCAAGAGCUUCGAGGAGCUCGUUCGCCAGCUCUCGUAUCGGCCGCUGCGGUCGGCGUGGCGUGGCGUCAAUUGACGUGCUCAUCGUCGAUCCUUCUCGCACGGGUGAUUCUAGGAUCGCGAAGCAGUACAGCGGCCGUGCUUGAAAUCUGUCGUCUAGUCAGAGACAACAAGGUUGUGGAGAUGAACGGCUCUCAGGGCAUGUUCAUCACUUUCCCGCCGGGUGGUGAUGGAGGCAGUGCUGGGUCCCAGGGUGAAGGUGCUGCUAAGCAGGACGAUUAUGUGUCCUCCGGCGUCGCUGCAACCGAGACGGCCGACCGCAAUUCCAUCAUCGGCCAGGUUGCUUAA
Zymoseptoria tritici IPO323 is the source of this 1569-nucleotide messenger RNA. RefSeq lists its product as uncharacterized. Bases 172 to 1569 code for a protein of 465 amino acids. The transcript is spliced from 9 exons. Gene Ontology annotation, molecular function: ATP binding; nucleic acid binding. The record is from RefSeq and is a predicted model, not a curated record. NCBI's taxonomy places the organism in Eukaryota, Fungi, Ascomycota, Dothideomycetes, Mycosphaerellales, Mycosphaerellaceae.